Messenger RNA from Patiria miniata (bat star), 1509 nucleotides. RefSeq lists its product as uncharacterized. The record is from RefSeq and is a predicted model, not a curated record. NCBI's taxonomy places the organism in Eukaryota, Metazoa, Echinodermata, Asteroidea, Valvatida, Asterinidae. The coding region runs from base 16 to 351 and encodes 111 amino acids. The transcript has 2 exons.
AUGAGCAUGUUUUGAAUGAUUUGGCAGAGCUUAAGGGAGAUUGAGGAAGAACGAAGAGCAAAGACAGAAGCCUUAGCGAAGUGGAGAGAGUUGCUGCAGAAAGCUGAGACACCAAGCAUUGGUGGAACAUCAGAUCCGGAUGAACUUGAAGAUGAACACCAACAGAAGCUGGAUUUGACUAAGCAUCUGGUUGAGCUACAGUCCAACAUACAUCUGGCUAGACUGGAUGCUUCCCUGAUACGCAAUGGUGACUUCCUUGCUGAUGUGAGCUCUGCCGAUGAGAGUCGCUGGAGGCAAUAUAAUGAGAGAGCUAAGAUUCAAGAAGAACAAGACAGACUCAAGGUAAAUUGAUAGAUAACCUUGUUUUAUUGGUUUGACGUUAGAAUUUAUCCUUGUUUUGUGACUGCACCUUAAACAUUUUACUGUUCAUGACACAUUCUCUAUAAUUCCUUGUGGUGGUCGUAUGGAUGUUCAUUUCCCAUAAACAGGCUACUGUUACCAGAAGGAAAUAUUGCUUGCCACUAAAAUCAAUAAACUGGCAGGCUCCAAUAAAAAGAAUUCCCACGCUGUCGCAGUGGUUGUCCUGUGCUACUGCACUGUAAAAAAGAAAAAUCAAAUCAAAUUAUCCCAAUUGCUUUAACAUAAAAGGUGGCAAGCUGUGUCUGUAAUUUCUUGGCCCAUGACAAAUUCUGAAUAGUUGUCCUCACUUAAUACUGAAUUUUUCUAAAGAAUUUUACCCACAUUCUCUAUUAAGGGCCUGUCACAUAUUAUCAAUUAGAGCUAACUUAUGCCUAGCGUACUUAACUUUUUUUUUUAAAUUUGGCAAAGUCCAGAUACACUCAAAUUACACGUGCAUACCCUUCUUGUUGUGAUUAAUAAUAAACUGUAUGCCAUAGGAUAAUUUUAAAAAAGUAAAAAUAAUAAUGUAGUGGGACGGCAACAAGGAGGCCGGCCCUCUAGUUAAAGAGGACGAGCACCAGGGGCAGAAAAAGGAUGAGAAGCAGACCAAAAUGAAAGUCACUCUGAGAAGCUGACUUUAGUUAACAGACGAUUGGAACUUUUAUUUACUCCAACUCCAAGAUGUACUGGAAUGAAAUAAACCCCCAUUGCCUGGAAUAAACAAAACAUUAUACAGCUCGGUAAGGAAAUGCACACAUACCGGAAUGUACAUACAGACUGUACACAAUGCACACUGUGCAUAAUACAUGGUAACUGUGCUACACGUACUGGCCUUUCAGCAUGUCAUAAACACGUGAGAGACUUUUAGUUAAACAAAAUUCACGUUCUGCCAUAAUUCCUACAAAUAUUACAUUAUUAUACUCACUGGAGGUUUCUUAGGGAAAUGCUCUACCCCGCAGGACACAUGGCCGUCAUGGCAUUUAAUAAUUUUUAAAAAUUAAUUGUGUUUUACUGUCCGUAUAAAUUGUUGAAGUCAAAUAAAUAAUAACAAUAAUAACAUGUGCGGAUAAUUUUCUGAGAUGCAUGCUAUAUCGAUGUUGAGUUUCGAGU